Molecule: messenger RNA, 598 nt
Organism: Zymoseptoria tritici IPO323
Lineage: Eukaryota; Fungi; Ascomycota; Dothideomycetes; Mycosphaerellales; Mycosphaerellaceae
Exons: 2
Coding region: 1-537 (178 amino acids)
Cellular component (GO): mitochondrion
Molecular function (GO): thiosulfate-cyanide sulfurtransferase activity
Source: RefSeq, a predicted model, not a curated record
AUGGCUCUCCCUCGCUCAGCAGCAGCAGUGUUCCUGCGAACGUCUUGCCGUACACCUCAGCGCCUCGCCUCCUCCAGUCAGAGUCCCACAAGAGCCAUCUCAAGACCGCAAUUCACUGCCCGAGCGCGCCAACCGACCUUCACCACGAUCCGAAGCCUCACAAACUCGCCCCCUUCCGAGUCAAAGCUCUACGACUUCCAACAAAUACAGAAACUCUCCUCUUCGCCUUCCAAAGAGAAGGUCCUGAUCGACGUCCGCGAACCCUCAGAAUACACUGCCGGCUACAUUCCCACCGCCAUAAACCUCCCCAUAAAGUCCCAACCGGACGCCCUCUUCCUCCCUGCCGAAGAGUUCCUCGACCGUUUCGGCUUCGAGAAACCGCAAGCAGAGCAAGAAGUCGUCUUCUAUUGCAAAUCGGGCGUGAGGUCGCAGGCGGCGGCGAGUCUGGCGAGGCAGGUCGGAUAUAAGCAGGUGAGCGAGUAUCGAGGCAGUUGGAUGGAUUGGGAGAAGAAUGGAGGGCAGGGAGCGAAGCCGUAGGGGUGAAGACGUGAAGAACUUGUGUGAUCAUAACAUCUGCUCGGUAUGAGAGUUGUCCACG